UGCGACGGGCGUGGGCCUGAAUCUGUCCCGCGGGGCGAACGGCAGCGUCGUGUGCUUGGCGACCGUGGGGGGCGGCGCGUACACCGCCCUGCUCGGGCCAGACGGGGUCACGGGCACCACGGUCGCCUUCGACGGUGCAGACGUGGAGGAGCUGCGCGAGGCGGGCCCGGGGCUCAUCGUGGCCCUUGCCGCCGCCGGCGCGGUGGCACUCCUGGCCACGGGCGGGGUGGGGUGCUACUGUGCGCGGAGCCGCAGCCGCAGCCGCAAGAACGGCCGCGUCAGCGCCGCCGGAGCCGCCGGCGAGGGCGGCGCCAAUGAGGACCCGGGCCCCGUCGGCGGCGGCCGGCGGGCCAGCGCGAGCAGUGGUGGCAGCCUCAGCAGCGCAAGUUUACGCGAGCACUCCUUCAUGCGCAGGCUGGCUGACGACCCAAACCUGUUCAGGCUCGCCGGUGCCGGCUCGGCAGAGCCUUCGUCGUUUGCGCCCUCUUCGGCACCGCUGUCGCCCUCACCACGGUCCGCGAGGUCAGGGCGCCGCUGGUCCCUGACCACCUCUGUCUCGUCCCUGCGGGGCAGGGGCAUGCUGGGGCCGCUCGACGACGCCCCGGCGUCGCCCGGCGGCAGGCCGCCGCCCCCGCCGUCGCCGACCGACGACGCCUACUCGCGGUGGGCCAGCCGGGCGCUCGACCAGAUCCUCCAGCGCAGGAACAGCCAAGAGCUCCACCCCCCGACCGGCCGCCUCCCCGCCGCCCUCGCGGCGGGCCUCCACGCGCCGCCGCCACCGCCCCUGAUCGCCCCCGGCCAGGCCGCGGGCGAGUCGGUCGCCCAGUUUCCCUUCCCGCCGCCUCCGCGGCGGCCACCGCCGCUGGCUGUGGGAGGAGGGAUCGAGUUGCCGACCAGCAGGGCCCCGCCAGGGGUGCCGCCGGCUGCGGGCCUCGGCCAGGCGGCGCUGUGGUCCCUCGAGGCGGGGCCGCCGCCGCCGCCGCCGUUCGGCGCGUCGGGAGGCGCGGCGUCAGGA
Molecule: messenger RNA, 1015 nt
Organism: Prorocentrum cordatum
Lineage: Eukaryota; Dinophyceae; Prorocentrales; Prorocentraceae
Source: the annotation of a GenBank genome assembly